AUCAUCAUAGCCGUCUUCGACUCCUUUUCUGUCCCGUAAGGUGUACUUUGCCGGUCAGUUCAAUAUAGCGAAGAUGCUCGCUGCUGGUUCAGUCCUUACCAAGCGAGCAGCGUGCAACACGUGCCCAACAGUCAGCAUACCCCACAUCCGGUCAUGUGCUAUGCCGCAAACUAUCGGAAAUUGGCUUUGCCCGGCAGUUGGGACAUCACAUAGCAACGCAGCCCGAACAUCGACUUUCACCCACGUAAUGCCAUGUCAUCGGAGGCCUGGGCGCGAGAGCAUGACAGUUGCUAGCACCGGGUAUACGCCCUUUGGCGGUGAUGCACGCAUCAAGGUGAUCGGAGUGGGCGGUGGUGGUGGCAACGCCCUGAACCGUAUGAUCAGCAGCGGCCUUCAGGGAGUCGAGUUCUGGGCCAUAAACACCGAUGCUCAAGCGCUUGCGGCUCAUCAGGCCCUGAACAAGGUCCAGAUCGGCACGGAGCUCACCCGCGGACUGGGCUGUGGCGGCAACCCUGAACUAGGGCGUCAGGCUGCGCUUGAAAGCGAGGAUGCUCUUCGGCGGAUGGUGCAGGGCGCGGAUCUUGUCUUCAUUACGGCGGGUAUGGGUGGCGGCACAGGCACUGGAGCUGCCCCGGUGGUGGCCCGAAUCUCCAAGGAGUUGGGCAUCUUGACCGUGGGAGUUGUGACGUAUCCUUUUAACUUCGAGGGCCGCCGUCGUGCCGGUCAAGCGCUGGAAGGCAUCGAGGGGCUCCGCGCUGCGGUGGAUAGCGUCAUCGUCAUCCCCAACGAUCGGCUGCUGGACGUCGCCUCUGCCAGCACCGCCCUUCAGGACGCUUUUGCGUUGGCUGACGACGUGCUAAGGCAAGGUGUGCAGGGCAUUUCCGACAUCAUCACGGUGCCCGGUCUCAUCAACGUUGACUUUGCAGACGUCAAGGCAAUCAUGUCCAACAGUGGGACGGCGAUGCUUGGUGUUGGUGCGGCAUCGACGGCCACGAUAACUCCAGGCGGCCCAGAUCGUGCUGAGCAGGCGGCCAUGGCUGCAACGUCAGCUCCUCUCAUUCAACGCAGUAUUGAGAAGGCAACAGGCAUUGUUUACAACAUCACCGGCGGUCGGGAUCUUACCCUCGCCGAGGUCAACCGGGUCUCUGAGGUGGUGACGGCGCUUGCGGAUCCAUCGUGCAACAUCAUCUUUGGAGCAGUUGUGGACGAGCAGUACGACGGUGAGCUGCAUGUCACGAUCAUUGCGACCGGCUUCGCGCCAACUUACGAGAACGAAUUGCUCAGUGGCGGUAACUCUUCGCAACAACAGGCCCGGCAACAGCGUCGUGCUGCGGUGAACGGGCUCUCCACAUCCGCAUCAGGCGCAGGCGCUAAGGCUGCACCCGGCGGCAUGGGCCCGCCCCCGCAUCCCCCCACACCAACGCAGUCGCAGCCAUCAGUUGGGACCCCUGCGCAAUUGCCCUGGAGCCGUCCCAACCGCGCAAAGCUGGACUUCCUUGGGCGCAGCAUCCUCUAAAGCAGUGUUCUUAGUUGGCAUGGAGUUGCUUGGUUGAUGGUUGUGAGAGGGUGAACGCUGAGAGCUGUUUGACCGCGGAAUGCGGGGCUUUGAAAUUUGUUUACGUUACAGACGAGGAACAACAUAAGACCGUGACCCACCUAUACCAUUCACUUUAUAUAACUGCUUAUACAUUGUUCUGUUUAAAUGUUUUCAGUUGCGGUUGGUCCGAUACCCCAAGAAACCAGGGUGAAAACUCACGUAGCUUCCACUAUGAAAUGUUCGCAAGAGCAAGUUGCUAAAGCAUUCAUGAGUGUUGGAAAGUGCUCUUAGGUACACUCAGGCUUGACACUUCGGUAGUUUGAUUAGUUGCCUAACAAUGAGAGAUGGUGUGGUGAUUAUACUGUGAAGCAUUAGAUCCUGUAAUGUCGAAUGAGAGAG
Molecule: messenger RNA, 1936 nt
Organism: Volvox carteri f. nagariensis
Lineage: Eukaryota; Viridiplantae; Chlorophyta; Chlorophyceae; Chlamydomonadales; Volvocaceae
Gene: ftsZ1
Product: plastid division protein FtsZ1
Exons: 12
Coding region: 74-1516 (480 amino acids)
Biological process (GO): cell division; chloroplast fission
Cellular component (GO): cell division site; cytoplasm; chloroplast
Molecular function (GO): GTPase activity; GTP binding
Source: RefSeq, a predicted model, not a curated record